Neoarius graeffei (lesser salmon catfish) is the source of this 1646-nucleotide messenger RNA. It is a transcript of the gene ppp1r8b, whose product is annotated as protein phosphatase 1, regulatory subunit 8b. Gene Ontology annotation, cellular component: nuclear speck. The record is from RefSeq and is a predicted model, not a curated record. NCBI's taxonomy places the organism in Eukaryota, Metazoa, Chordata, Actinopteri, Siluriformes, Ariidae. Gene Ontology annotation, molecular function: mRNA binding; protein serine/threonine phosphatase inhibitor activity; protein binding. The coding region runs from base 191 to 1219 and encodes 342 amino acids. The transcript has 7 exons.
UGAAAGGGCCGAAUGUUUAUUUUUCUCUGCAGGUACCCUUUAUUAUUGUUUUCCUGACAGACUGAAUGCCCAAGACGCCAGGGGACGCUAUAGACGCUCAACCUAACAAUCUUUCUGGAAUUCAACCGAAGAAGAAGUAGUAGUAGCGGUAGGAGAAUCUACCCAUAGUGCCAUGCAGCUUUAGGAAUGAAUGAUGGCAACAAAUACACUAGCAAAUAUCCCAAACUUUGAUUGUCCCUCGUGGGCAGGUAAACCUCCACCAGGGCUGCAUUUGGACGUGGUAAAAGGAGACAAACUGAUUGAGAAACUCAUCAUCGAUGAAAAAAAGUUCUACUUGUUUGGGAGAAACCCAGACCUUUGUGACUUCACCAUUGAUCAUCAGUCAUGUUCUCGUGUCCAUGCUGCACUCGUCUACCACAAACACCUAAAGAGGCUUUUUCUCAUUGACCUCAACAGCACACAUGGCACGUUUCUUGGACACAUUCGUCUUGAGCCCCAUAAACCUCAGCAGGUUCCGAUUGACUCCACUGUGUCUUUUGGUGCGUCAACACGUGUCUACACCAUCCGGGAGAAACCUCAGACCCAGACGAAUGUGAGUGCAGGAGACAAAACAGGAGAUGAUGAGGAACUGAAAGGAUUGCUGGGUCUUCCUGAGGAGGAGACUGAGCUGGAGAACUUGACUGAGUUCAACACUGCACACAAUAAGCGCAUCUCCACUCUGACCAUAGAGGAGGGCAAUCUAGAUAUCCAGAGGCCCAAGAGGAGGAGAAAAAGUUCCAGAGUGAGCUUCAGUGAAGAUGAGGAGAUAAUCAAUCCAGAGGAUGUUGACCCCUCUGUUGGACGCUUCCGAAACAUGGUGCAGACUGCUGUUGUUCCUUUAAAGAAGAAAAAAAUGGAGAGUGGCAGUGUUUUAGGGAUUGAAGAUACUGUCACACAUCAUGUACACAUUCUCCCCUUGAAAGGUGGGCUUUAUGGAGAUCUCCCACCUGUUGUCCAUGAGGCUCAUGCUGGAGGGGGCACCAUGCUGGGUGGACUCCCUCUACCAAACCCUGCUCCAGAGGUGGACCUGGCCCCACAGCCUUCUCUGCCACCUGUUACACUCAAUCCCACUCCUGUCUCAGGCCCCUAUGUUUCAGAGGGGCUCAGCGAACCCCGCAAAAAGAAGUAUGCCAAGGAGGCAUGGCCUGGCAAAAAGCCCACUCCAUCUUUACUUCUCUAGCUGCUGGUUACCCUGGACAAUGACAGUCUCUUGACAGCAGGGUUACUCAUGAUUUUAUGGAUAACUGUGAUUUUUACUUAUCUUUCUCUUUAUAUCAGUGGCUUAAAAGACAUUCCGUUGUGGCAAGGCUCUGGAAAGUAAAAACAAUUGGGACGUCUGGGAUAUGAAAUGAUUUAUUCAACGCAUGAUGUAGGAAGUGAUUCUUCAAACUCUGUAAUGCUCAACGUUAGACGCUAGAUGGCAGCAGGACCGUAUGAGACAAUGCAUUGUGGUUCUUAAGAGCUUUACAAUAAUGUCCUCUCCUGCUGAUCAUGUCUAACAUUUUUACAAGAACCUUGCAGAGAUAUUCUUUGUUUUACAUAUGUAAUGUUUUCUGGUAUAUUUUUGCUUUUAUAUCUCAAAAACAGUCAGUAAACCUUGACCUUUA